CCAUUUUCAAUUAUUUUUGUUUUUAAUUUUUGUGUUUUCUUUUUUUUUUCCACACUAUCUCUGCCGCACAUAUCCGUUUUGCCGUGUCCGUAUCUGGGGACCGUGUCUGUGAAACCGAAGCUGUAAGCUGAGCGCGUAACCCCCCCAAGUUCAUGGACAACCCUCAGCAGUAUCAACCUCUUUCACAUGCGUUGAACCCGCCAAUCGUGCCGGCCCCCUACGAGGACGAAGAAGACGAGGAGGAGGAGGGCGAGGAAGGCGAGGAAGAAGUCGCGGUUGAGAACCAGCUCGGAAGGGAAGACGAGGAUGGAGACGGGGUCGCCGGGCCAAGCAAUACGCCUCAUCGGACGCUGAAUGCCACAGCUAGCAGUGAACAUCGCGAUGCCCCUUCGUCCUCUAAUCGGUUACAAUCGAAUGGUCGCUCGGCGCCUGACGAUACUGACCGUAAGCGGCGUCCUGGUAGGCCUCGCGGCUCCAAAAAUCGACGCCCGCGCGGUUCGGCGACCGACGCGUCGAGCACACAACCAGCGGGUCCUCGAGCUUCAUCACCUGCUGGUGCUAGCCUUGGAUUUCAUCGAUACCAGACUUCGGCGGCCCCCGGAGAAAUACACCCACAUAAUCAGCAGUACUAUGAGUUUCAAUGGCGUGUACUAAACCUCUGUGCUGAAUUUUAUGGCGCUGCUGAAGAGCUUGUCAAAGCGACGCCGCCGCUGGUUGUUGCUCAGUGCUACCAGGUGGGUUCCGCGGUGAAGGUCGACCCUUUGACCAUGCUUAGUGAGGCCAAGAAAAUAUGUGAUGCUCUGUUAGCUUCUCCAGCCCAGCUGACCAGGCACCCACCACCACUGCCCCUGACGUUUAUACCAAGUUGCACACCAGCAACAGCUCCCUCAAUACCAUCGUCCAACGGAAAGGCAACUCCGGUUACCCAAUCCACGACCUCUGUGAUCACCAAUCCUCAAUCAUUUGUGGUACCAAUGAGCCACUCUCAACAAUCUUCGCAGCAGUUCGUUCCGAGCGUGUAUAAUAACCCUGCAUACCCUACAGCUCCCUAUUACGGCUAUGGAGGAUACGGUGGAUAUUAUCCGCCAGUUCCGCAGGCGGGACCUAGCACAGGCAGCUCUACGCCGCCUGCUAGUGCCAGCGCAAUAAACAGCAACAGCGCCGGAAAUCAGGGCGCAUGGUCCGACGAAGAAACUGAGAAACUAAAAAAAUUGGCGGAAGAACACCGAAGCAAUACCGGAGAUAUCGCAUGGGAUGCUCUGUGCGAAAAGUGGGGCAAUUCAAGGACCAGACACCAAAUUCUUAUAAAAGCGACGUCUCUCGGGUUGAAGGAAUCAUCUUCGCGAGGCACUAAGCGGAGACGAGAUACAGAUAGUCAUACCAUCCCUGACCGCCAACCACCACCACCGCCCACACCUUCUGCGCCACCCAGUAAUACCAACCAGAUUGUUGCUCCCGUCCCCACUCCGAUGUCCGCCCCGUCACUACAGCAGCCAACACAACCCGCACACGCCACAGUUUCUCCCGCUUCAUCCACACCAGGGCCAUCGACGCACCCUUCUCCUGCCAUUCGACAUGCUCCUCCACAGCAACAACUACAACAAACCACAUCGCAUCAAUCUCCACGUCAACAGCCCCAACCACCACCAUCUACCCCACGAUUUACAUACCCGAUGCCAACUGUGGCAGCUGCAACUUCGCCAGUCAUCUCACCCAGCGCCAUUCAACGACCCGAUGGACAGAGUGCCGCCAACCCCUACUAUCGUCGGCCAAACCCUUCUGCGCAACCAUCCGGACCGAAGCAGCCGUCCCAGCCACACGGACAUCCUGGAGUCGCAGGGGCAGCUCAGUACAUAUACCAGCACAAUGGACGGCGAGAAUCCUAGCAGCUACAGCCCUUUGGAGGGGAAAAGACUACUGUGUCGUGGGUGAUUUUAUGCUUGUACUGAUUUCGUGGGUGCUGUCCUAUUAUGUCGAUUGAUGCCGUUUGUGAGUGUAUUUUGGCCAUUGUUGUAUCGUUCCGCCGCUACUGUUUGUGUAGUUUACCCGACAUAGAUUAUUCUAAUACCAACUUUUAUUCCUUGG
Pisolithus orientalis is the source of this 2085-nucleotide messenger RNA. RefSeq lists its product as uncharacterized. The record is from RefSeq and is a predicted model, not a curated record. The coding region runs from base 153 to 1886 and encodes 577 amino acids. NCBI's taxonomy places the organism in Eukaryota, Fungi, Basidiomycota, Agaricomycetes, Boletales, Pisolithaceae. The transcript is spliced from 5 exons.